This is a messenger RNA of Exserohilum turcica Et28A, 1596 nucleotides long. RefSeq lists its product as uncharacterized. The annotation marks the transcript as partial. NCBI's taxonomy places the organism in Eukaryota, Fungi, Ascomycota, Dothideomycetes, Pleosporales, Pleosporaceae. The record is from RefSeq and is a predicted model, not a curated record. Gene Ontology annotation, biological process: transmembrane transport. Gene Ontology annotation, molecular function: transmembrane transporter activity. The transcript is spliced from 2 exons.
CCGGACGAAGCGUUUCCUUUGGCCAAAGAGCUGGAAGAGACGGACAUCUCGCUCUACGAAAAGAAGUGUGCACUCAUCAAUCAUGAGAUUGAUCUCAUGGGUAUGGGGCGCUACCAGUGGUCGAUUUGGGCUUUGUGUGGCUUUGGCUACAUGAUUGAUCUGAUGUGGGCACAGGCGUUUGGUCUUGUUCUGUCUCCAAUGCAACAGGAACUUGGAUUCGGAGCUGACGAGACGGGCAAACUAUCGACUGCCUUUUCCAUUGGGCUUACGGGUGGCGCCUUGGUAUGGGGUAUUCUGGUGGAUGUCAUCGGGCGCAAGUUCUCCUUCAACCUGACAGUCUUCCUCGCUUGUAUAUUUGGGACUUGCAUCGGCACCCCCAGCACAUACAAUGCUAUCCUGGUUCUCACCGCUCUUACGGGCUUCGGUAUCGGAGGCAACAUCCCUAUCGACACAACCAUAACGCUUGAAGCUACUCCUCAGAACAAGCGUUACCUUCUCCCGUUACUGUCCAUGUUUCAGCCAAUAGGCGUGGUAAUCUGCUCAGUUCUCGCCUACGGAUAUAUUCCAAAUUGGUCUUGCAGUCCAAACUUCUCCGAAGGAGACCGGGCACUACCUGCUUGUACUGCCAUCGCCCAGGGAGAACAAUGUUGCUCAAAAGAAGAUAACAUGGGAUGGCGAUACCUACUAUUCACACUUGGGGGAAUCACGAUACUGGUAUUUGUUUUGCGCUCAGUCCUCUUCGACUUCCAGGAAUCACCCAAGUUCCUCAUAUAUCGAGGCAAAGAUGCCGAGGCCAUUAGCGUUCUGCACAGCAUUGCUCAAUACAACAAGACUAUGUGUACUCUUGUGUUGGAAGAUCUUGAGGCUUUGGAACGGGAAUUCGACUCUGCUCAGGGCGUUGGGCCUAUGCUAGGAGGCGGUGACAAGCAGCUGAAAUCUACGUGGGUUGAGAAGCUCAAGUUGGAAGGCGACCGCUUCAGGAUCUUGUUCUCAAGUGUCCAAAUGACACGAUUGACACUGCUAGUCUGGAUGACAUAUAUUUUCGACUACUGGGGCUUUACUGUCGCCGGAACCUACCUUCCACAGAUUCUGGCCAUGAAAAAUGGCGCCCUAGACCUCUCCCUUCGCUACACGUACCGAUCCUACAUACUUAUAUACCUUCCUGGAGUGUUCGGGGUAGUACUGGGAACCCUAUCGUACCGCGCAUCGCGAGUAGGUCGCAAGUGGACCAUGGUUGUCUCCUCGGCCCUCAUGGGCAUAUCCAUCUUCCUCUUCAGCAGUGUCAACUCGGCGGCAUCUAACAUAGGCUUCAACGCCAUGGAAUACUUCUUCCAGUCCAUGUUCAAUUCCGUGCUGUACGGGUGGACACCCGAGGCGUUCCCGGCACCCAUCCGAGGUACUGCGUGUGGACUUGCGAGCUUCUGGGGGCGACUCUUUGGCAUCGUGAGCCCCCUUAUUGCGCAGCACUUGUAUGCUGGUGGAGAAGCUGGGAGGGAUAUCAACAGCGUUCUGUACCUGGCUGGUGGCGUGACACUGGGCUGUGUCAUUACCACCGCGCUGCUCCCCAGCAAGCUUGUAGGCAAACAAAGCUUGUAG